Messenger RNA from Ziziphus jujuba (common jujube), 5214 nucleotides. Its product is annotated as putative laccase-9. Gene Ontology annotation, cellular component: apoplast. The transcript is spliced from 7 exons. Bases 3101 to 4828 code for a protein of 575 amino acids. Gene Ontology annotation, biological process: lignin catabolic process. The record is from RefSeq and is a predicted model, not a curated record. NCBI's taxonomy places the organism in Eukaryota, Viridiplantae, Streptophyta, Magnoliopsida, Rosales, Rhamnaceae. Gene Ontology annotation, molecular function: hydroquinone:oxygen oxidoreductase activity; copper ion binding.
AGUACUUUAUCCUUUGAAUAUAUGUUUUUUUAAUUUUUUUAAAAAAUAGAACAUAAAAAGGAAGAGCAACUUAUAAAAUGUGUCCAUGACCUACUAAUAGUUAUUAUUAUUAUUUAAAAAAAUUAGUAUUUAUUAGUGUUUGCUUUUUUUAAAGUUGAUUAUUUUUUUCCCCUACGUAACACUUGACAUCUCAUAUCCCAAUCCUUAAAUAUCUUAUGAGAUUCUUAUCUUAUCAAAACUCUUUAUAGAUAUCUCUCUUUUUCAAUUUUAUUUUAAUUGUACCCCAUUUGUUCUCCAAUUAGUAUAAUUUAUUUUUUUACACUCAACCAUAACAUUUUUUCAAACAAUAUUUUUUUUAACCCUUAACUAAUUAAAAAAUCAUUAGGCAUAAGCAAAAUUUUUAUUAAAUUUCUUAAAUAUUUAAAAUUUUUAACAAGCAGAUUAUUUAAUUAAUUCAAUAUGGUAAGUAAAUUUUCAUUUAAUUAAUUAUUACAUAUUAAUUUUAUGUUGGAAUUAAACUGAAACAAAAUUAAAAUAUAUAAAGAGCUAAAAGACUAGGUUAUUAAACAAAUAGGCAUAGGACAACAUGUGCAGAUUUCUGUAGGUCAAUCAUUGUCCUUUACAAGGGGCCCUCUGAAAAAUAUUCCUCCACGUAAAGUUUGGUAUUGCUUUAUCUUUAUGGAAGGUUAAAAACACUUAUUUGAUAAAUUAAGUAUUUAUGUCUUCUAGAAAGGGAAUAAUUUAAUUGACAUUUAUUUUAAAAUUAUAAAAAUUGGUAAUUCUUUUAAAUAAAAUCAUUAAAAAAAUAAAUUUUUUUUUUUACAUAAUUGGCUAAACACUAUAAAAAAAUAUUUUUAUCAUUUUUUAUGUUCUUUUUUAAAGCUCUAAUCACUCUAAUAAAUAUGCUUAAAUUGCACUAUAGUUCAAAAACUGAUUUCUAGAAAACUUCUCAAUUGCUUCUUUCUUUUUGUUUUUCGUCCUUUUGCAAUUGGAAGUUUUCAAUUAAUUGCUUGCUUUUAUUGACUUCUCUAGAGUUCUGUACAUUUUGAUUAGAGUCCGUAAUCUUGAAAAUCUAUCAUUCUUCGUCGGCAAUUGAGUGAGUCCCAUUACUUUUGUUUAAUUAGUGAAAAAUUUGAGACAUUGACAUUCUCGUUUUUCGCCAACAUUAUAUAGACCUCUUCCUCAAUUUUAUUUCUUUUAAAAAAAUAUUGGAGAAAAUAAACAUUUUUUUUCCUUUUUUAUACAUAAUUUUUACCAAGCAAAUUAUUUAUUUUUUUUUUAUUGUAAUAGGAGCUAGCAAAGUCACUUGGUUAUUUUAUUAUUAUUAUUUUUUUUUUAUUUUUUCAUGGAACAAGCUAUAAUUGAGCAACAUUACCCCAAAAAAAAAAAAGAAGCUAUAAUUGAGCAAAGUCAUUUCAUCAAUUAAUUUGAUUAAAUUAUAGCUUGUAGGGACAAAAGCAUGCCUGACCAUUUUGUUCUUUUCCGGUCCACAAUGGUACACGUUUUAUUAGUAGAAUGGACCAUUCACGCAUAUUAUUUUAUUAUAUUAUAUAUAUAUAUAUUUUAUGAAUCCUAUGCAUGCAUGUGGUUGCUAAAGGUCAUCAUUUCAUAUUGACGACACGGUUUUCGGUGAAUUAAAAAAUUUUGUUCCUUAUUCAUCCAAAAAAAAAAAGAAUUUAUUCCUUUUCUUGUUCCUCAAGGAGUAUAUUCAUUUUUAAUAUAAAUUAAAUUAUUAAAACGAGAGAAAAUAAAUUAAUUAGUAACUACUCUAAUUGUUUGACUUGCAGUACAGCCAAAAAUAAAAAAUGUACACUUUUAUAUGUCUAUUUUUCUUUAAAUCAUAAAUUUAAAAAAUAAUUAAGUUCUAUCAGAUAGUGGUAUCCCUCUGAUGAAAAGAAAAAAAAAAAAAAAAAACAAAGACGUAUAUAUAUAUAUAUAUAUAUAUAUUUAUAUAUAUUCUGAAUCCGUCACUCAUCAACAAAAGUUAAUAUGUUGUGUUGAUUGGAUUGGAGGGAAAGAGAUAAAACUUAUUAAUAUUUGCUAGGUAGGAUAAUAUUUGAAGUAUAAAAUUACAAGGCACACACAGACACACACACACACACACAUAUAUAUAUAUAUAUACACAUUAUCAUAUCAAUUUAAUUAAAGAUUUUUGUAACAGUAUUUUGAAAUUAUUAUUAUAAGAUAAUAAUAUUAAAUUUUAGGGUUCGUAUAGAUUCUUCAAUAAUAAAUAUCAACGUUAUUAUCAAUAAUCAAUAUCAAUGUUAUUAUCAAUAUCAAAUUCUAUUACUAAACUUUAAUAACAAAUGUUAACAAGCGACAAUAUCAAACUUUAACUUUUAUUAAAUUCAAAAGAGAUAUGCUAUUUGAUUAUCUUUUACUAAUUAAACAUAAAAUAAUAUUACUUAAUUCAUUAAAUAAUAUAUGACCCCGUGCUUUAUGAUUAUGUGGCUUCAAAUUUAGUACCUAAUUUACCAUUGAAAAAUUUUGCAAUCUCCCAUUAAAAAAGCUAAAUAGAAAAGAAAUGUCAUAUAUACCGGCAAUGGAUUGUUCAAAUGACGUGUGGCAUUAGAGACCUCCAAAGUGAUGAGGCAUUUAUAUAUAAUAGGCUUAUUUUAUAUUAUAAAAUUAUAUGGUCAGAAUUAUGAUCUGAUAUUUAUGAUACUUAUAAGAAAUAUUUUUUUUAUUUUAAAACAAAAAAUGACAAGAUAAUUAUAUAUAACAUCAAUUUAUAGUUAUUUUAAAAUGAUAAAGAUAUUUAAUAUAUAAUAUCAAUUUACUUAACUAGUAUUUAUUUAUUUUAUUUUUAACUAAUUUUGCAUCGAUGUAGUUGCCAUCCAUAUGUUUCUCGUUUCAAAAUAAAUAAAUAUGCAGAGCAGCACUUCACUUCUCUUUGCAGAAUUGGUGGCCCCAGGACCAGUGGGUUGUUUUCGCACAUGCAUUUUCCCACUUGCCCUGUUUUCUAUUGACGUUAGAAUUUUCAAAAAGCGUAUUGUUAAAUCUUUUCAAUUUGCCUAUAAAUAACAGCUCAUCAACUCAAUCAGAAAAUCCAUAAGAAACAAAGUAAGGUGAAAGAUUUUAUCACUAAAUUAAAGUAGGAAUGGGAAUGAAGAAAAUGGGUUUGAUCAUUGGGUUCCUCAUGGGGUUUUUUUUCCUGGAUGGAUUGGUCCUUUCCAUGGCUGCUAACGUCCAUCACUAUAGUUUCGUUCUUAAGGAGGCGAAUUUUACAAGAAUAUGUGCCACAAAAAGCAUGCUCACUGUCAAUGGAGCCUUUCCAGGUCCCACCAUUGCUGUUCGAAAAGGAGAUACAGCAUUUGUUAAUGUCCACAAUGACGGAAAUUAUGGUGUAACUAUUCACUGGCAUGGAGUGAAGCAGCCAAGAAAUCCAUGGUCAGAUGGUCCAGAGAACAUCACACAGUGUCCAAUUCAUCCAGGACAGAAUUUCACUUAUGAGGUUAAUUUUUCUGAUGAAGAAGGAACACUUUGGUGGCAUGCCCAUAGUGAUUGGACCAGAGCCUCUGUUCACGGUGCUAUUAUUAUUUUACCUCCAAUUGGAAAUACAUAUCCAUUUCCUGAGCCUGACGAGGAAAGAACCAUUGUACUUGGAUCAUGGUACGAUGAGGACUUAAAGGAAGCAAUUGAUGAAUCCACGGCCGCUGGAAGUGGACCACCUGAAGUGGCUGGUUACACCAUCAACGGCUGGCAAGGAGAUGUUUAUUAUUGCUCUGACAUUGAAAAUACAACGUAUCAUCUCCAUGUGAACUACAACAAUACGUAUCUUCUACGUGUAGUGAAUGCCGUAAUGAACGAAGAAAUGUUUUUCGGAAUUGCCAAUCACACCCUCACGGUGGUAGCACAAGAUGCUGCAUACAUCAAGCACAUAGUCACGGAUUACAUCAUGAUAACUCCUGGACAAACUAUGGACAUCUUGUUCACCGCCAACCAGACUCCAAGUUACUAUUACAUGGCCGCUAAGCCUUAUAUUUCUAUCCAAUUCGACAACCUAUUCGACGAGGCCGACGAGGAAUACAACAGCACCUCGGCUGUUGUUCAUUACAAUGGCACUUAUACUCCCCCUUCUUCUCCUUCUUACCCCAACCUUCCUAACAAUACCAAUCAAGAUGCAGCCGAUAACUUCACCGCUAAAAUCAAGUCGUUGUACAACGUCACUGUCCCCACAAAUAUUACCAAAAGUAUGUUCAUUACAAUUGCAGUGAAUCAAAUAGAAUGUGCCAACCAAUCUUGUGGUGGUCCUAAUAACAAUAGGAUUGCUGCUAGCUUGACCAACAUCACCUUCGACGCCCCAACUCUUGAUAUCCUAUAUGCAUAUUAUUGGAGUAUAAAUAAUGGCACCUAUACGACGGAUUUCCCGGCUAGACCACUUCAUUAUUUUAACUUCACAUCGGGGAAUAAUACAUUAUAUGAAUACAAUCCGAUGGUGGGGACAAAUGUGACAAAAGUCAAGUAUGGAGAAGCAGUAGAAAUAGUGUACCAAGGAACAAACCUUGGGGGUGCUCAGAACCAUCCAAUGCAUCUUCACGGCUUUAGCUUCUACUUGAUUGGGACAGGUUAUGGAAUUUUCAAUGAAACUUCUUCUCCAGAAAGUUACAACUUGGAUGACCCACCUCUGGUUAACACCAUUGGAGUCCCUAGGAAUGGAUGGUCCGCUGUCAGAUUCAUUGCCGACAAUCCUGGGGUAUGGUUUAUGCAUUGUCACAUAGAAGAGCAUGCUACAUGGGGCAUGGCCACUGUAAUCAUUGUGGAAAAUGGACCUACUAAUCAAACUAGCAUGAAGCCCCCCCCUCCUAAUAUGCCUUCUUGUUCAUAAAUUCAGUUUUAGACUUUUUUAUUCAGGAUAAUACGAGUGAAAGGAAUUUGUAAUCUUUUUCUUUUCUUUUCUUUUCUUUUUUUUUUUGGUUUUUGUGCUCUUUUUAUAUUUUUUUUUUCCCAUGUGAAGGGAAGGUGAUUCCAGGAGCUUCAAUCCGGAAGAGAACUUUCCUUUUGAUAUUUAAAUAAGAGUAUCUCCGGUGGUUCCAUCCAUUGGAACCUCUAUGGUAUGAAAGCUAGAAGAUGUUGAUGUUGAUAUGAUAUAAUGUUUGUUUAAUAAAUAGUGUGUUUUGAAAAUUGUUUUCCAAUGGUUUCGUUCAGAAUAAAAACAUUGAUUAUGUGUAAAAUUCUAAAUGGUUAGUUUUUUAUUUUAUUAUUGUUUAUUUC